Exaiptasia diaphana is the source of this 996-nucleotide messenger RNA. RefSeq names its product putative ATP-dependent DNA helicase Q1. The transcript has a single exon. Gene Ontology annotation, biological process: double-strand break repair via homologous recombination. Gene Ontology annotation, molecular function: four-way junction helicase activity; 3'-5' DNA helicase activity. Bases 1 to 996 code for a protein of 331 amino acids. Gene Ontology annotation, cellular component: chromosome; nucleus; cytoplasm. Lineage: Eukaryota; Metazoa; Cnidaria; Anthozoa; Actiniaria; Aiptasiidae. The record is from RefSeq and is a predicted model, not a curated record.
AUGUUACAUUCAUGCUCACCAGAAUCCAACAAAAAUUUGAUACUCAAGGCAUUUCAAGACAAAGAUUYUGAUCUACGUGUCCUGGUGGCAACGAUAGCAUUSGGGAUGGGAAUCRAUUKUWAAGGGGUUUACMGUACAAUACAUUUUGGACCAUCCAAAAAUGUURWAUCAUACAUUCAAGAAAGYGGGCGAGCAGGAAGAGACGGACUGCAGAGUUCCUCAUUUAUACUAUAUCAAGGAUUAAUGCUUAAUCAUGUCAGCAAAGAUAUUAAAGAAUACCUUAAGACUGAUUGCUGCAGAAGGAAACAUUUGAUUGGAAAUUUUGACUUGGCUUCUGAAGUAGACUAUCCCAGUCCCAUACACUUGUGUUGUGACAUCUGUGCAAAGAGUUGUUCAUGUGAGAGUCCAGAUUGUGGCCUUGCAACAACUUUCCCUUAUGAUCCUUUGAAGAGAACCUCAAACACAACAAGUGACAGUGAAAGAUCAAGGAUAAUACCUGAUGAAGAAAAAGACAUGGUUCUGACUUCACUUUAUUCCUAUCAAAAAUCAUUGAGGCGAGUUCUAGUACAGAUGUCUACUUGCAAUAUUAAGAACAGUAAUAUGAAAUUUCUCCUUUGCUUUUCUGAGUUGCAAAUUGAUCAAGUUAUGAAGAACUGUCAUAGACUGUUUACAAUUGAUGAUGUGAUGCAGUAUGUUGAAAUAUGGGACAUCAAGCAUGCCUAUAAUAUAUUAAGAAUUAUCAGUCAAACCUUUGGAGAUAUUUCUGAUGAAUUUUUACAUUUUGAUAGUGAAGAAGAACAAGAAGAAUCUUGUCUUAACGACAAUGAUUUUGGUGAGUGGAAUUGCUUAUUAGAAGAUGAUGAGUUGUUUGAAUUAGCACUGGUGAACUUAUCUGCUUCUCUUCUGGAUAUUUCCGUGGAUGAGACRUUAAAUAAUUCAAAUAAUGUUGACCUACCCAGUUCUGCUUUGGGUGCAUUAGAAUUUAUGACCUUAUAA